CCCACACGUCAGAGCCCACAGAAUUCCCCGACCUCUCUUUUUUCUCGAUGCCCGACCCGAUCUCCUACGCCCCGCCGCCGGCUCGCUGGCCGCCUCCACCGUGCGCCUCGCCGUCGCGCUGGCUAGCCGCCUCGCCGCCCUACACCGUCUAACCGCCGCCAUGAAUCCGCUUCCGUCCCCGUCCCCGAUCUCGCAGCCAACGCCCUCUCCGGCUUGCUCCCGUCCCCGUCUGGAACCAUCCCUUCCCCGCGGCCUGGCUUGCCCCUCCCUGAUUACCACCACCGUGCCUCUCUAGCUCGCCGGCGCUGUCCACCGCGUGGCAUCCGUCCCCAAGACGAGGUGGCCCCUCGAUCUCUCCUCCUAUCCCUCGGUCGGACGACCAACUAGAGGUGCUGCUUGCCAAAUUAGCAAGGGAACAAAUGGAUACCGAUGAUGAGUACUACUACAAGGAGUAUUUAAACUCAUCUUCCUCUUCAGAUGAAGAUUCCGAUGAUGACUAUCUGAUUGCAGCUGCUCUUGCGGCAGAAGAGGAAGAUGCAGAGCCUAUGUACAGGGGGGCUACAACAGGGCAUAGAGUACUUGAUCGAGAGAGGGCACAAGGUCAUAUUCGCCUCUACAAAGACUAUUUUGCAGCUACUCCGGUGUAUGGUCCGGCGAUGUUUAGGCGUCGCUUCAGAAUGGCAAAGCAUGUGUUCAUGCGCAUUGUGAAUGGUAUCAGAAACUAUGAUGACUACUUCAUCCUGAAGAGAGAUUGCACUGGGACACUUGGGUUUUCUUCCCUCCAGAAGUGCACUGCUGCUAUCCGGAUGGUUGGAUAUGGUGCUCCAGCCAAUGCCAUUGAUGAAUACCUUCGAAUGUCUGAGUCAGUUUGCGUUGAAGCAAUGCUGAGAUUUUGCACUGCGGUGGUGAAGGUCUUUGGUUCAGAAUACUUGAGAGAGCCAAAUGCUGAGGACACGACACGGCUUAAGGCAAUCGGAGAAGCAAGAGGGUUUCCUGGGAUGCUUGGAUGCAUUGAUUGCAUGCAUUGGGAAUGGAAGAAUUGUCCAUAUGCUUGGCAAGGGCAGUACCAAGGUCAUGUUGGGGAGCCUACUAUCAUUCUUGAAGCUGUGGCAUCAUAUGAUUUGUGGAUUUGGCAUUCUUUCUUUGGCAUGCCAGGGUCUCAUAAUGACAUCAAUGUGCUUCAGAGGUCUCCACUGUUUGCAAGGCUUGCUGAAGGAAAUGCACCGGAGUGCAACUUUGAUGUGAAUGGACACCCAUAUACCAUGGGGUACUACCUUGCCGACGGUAUUUAUCCCCAGUGGGCGACAUUUGUGAAGACAAUCUCUAACCCACAAGGCAAUAAAAGAGCUCUUUUUGCACAACAACAAGAAAGUGCAAGGAAGGAUGUGGAGCGGGCAUUUGGAGUGCUCCAAUCCCGUUGGGCUAUUGUUAGGGGGCCAGCUAGAAUGUGGCAACCAGAGACGCUGUGGGAGGUCAUGACUGCGUGUGUCAUCAUGCACAACAUGAUUGUGGAGGAUGAGUGUGAAGGUGCAGAAGAUGUUGAUUUUGACUACAUGGGAGAGCUUAUCGUGCUACCAGAGCAACAAGAAGCUCAACUAGUUGAUUUUCUUCAAAUGCAUCGAACAAUCCGUGAGAAGGAAAUGCAUCAACAACUUAAUGAUCUAGUUGAGCACAUAUGGGAUCGUCAUGGAAACCAUUAGUUUGCAGCUACUGAAUUACUUGAUGUUUGUAGCUAUAAUGGAAGCAAAGGUAUGUCUAUGAACUGAUUUUAAAAAUCUGUACCUUGAUGUUUGUAGCUAUAACGGAAGCAAAAUACAGAAUAGAUUUUGUUUUGUUUGUGCAGACUAGAAAACCUUGGAUGUUUACUGUUGCUUCAUCUUGUAUUGAUGCCUGUUAUAUAAAUGGAUUUUCUUAAUUGUA
This is a messenger RNA of Brachypodium distachyon (stiff brome), 1920 nucleotides long. Its product is annotated as protein ALP1-like. The record is from RefSeq and is a predicted model, not a curated record. The transcript has 2 exons. Lineage: Eukaryota; Viridiplantae; Streptophyta; Magnoliopsida; Poales; Poaceae. Bases 420 to 1700 code for a protein of 426 amino acids.